This is a messenger RNA of Oncorhynchus kisutch (coho salmon), 363 nucleotides long. Its product is annotated as sodium-dependent dopamine transporter. The record is from RefSeq and is a predicted model, not a curated record. The transcript is spliced from 4 exons. Gene Ontology annotation, cellular component: plasma membrane. Gene Ontology annotation, biological process: nitrogen compound transport; sodium ion transmembrane transport; amino acid transport. NCBI's taxonomy places the organism in Eukaryota, Metazoa, Chordata, Actinopteri, Salmoniformes, Salmonidae. The coding region runs from base 1 to 363 and encodes 120 amino acids.
AUGGUCAGUAGUCUUAGUGUUCUGGACAAGGUGACCACAGACGGUCAGACGGUCAGUAUUCUUAAUGUUCUGGACAAGGUGACCACAGACGGUCAGACGUUCAUGGUGGUGGUGAGCUUCGCGACCUUUAACCCUCCUAACUACGGGACAUACACGUUUCCCAUAUGGGCCAACAUGAUUGGCUGGUGCUUGGCUAUAUCCUCCAUGACCAUGGUGCCUCUCUAUGCCAUCUACAAGAUGUGCACCUUACCUGGAAAGUUCUGUGAUAGACUGGCCUACGCCAUUACGCCUGAGCACGAACACCACCUGGUGGAUAACGGAGAAGUUAGGAGGUUUACGCUCCAACACUGGAUGGUGAUCUGA